AUGACGGUGACAGUCGAGCGCGAAGGCGACGCAGUCGCUGCGGAGAGUUCGCGCGAAGCCUCCGCGCGGAAUCCCCUGACUGCGAGCUGCAAUGAUGCUUCUUCCUCCUCCUCUGCAGACGCGUGCGCGGCGCCUGGCGCAGCGGAGAGCGCUUUGGUGAAACCCAAAAAGGCCGCGUAUCGGCAGCGUGCGCACUGCAAUCCUCUAGCCGACUCGUACAUUGUCUAUCCGCGCAGCCCUGACUUCGUAGACUGGUCUAUGCACUUCCCCGCCUUCUUCCCCGAGGCCCCCGGUCCGCGCGAUCUAGCUCUCAACACGGAACAGUACCCCAUUCGCUACCCUUCUCUCCAACCGCCACACCUCAACGGCUCGGUCGGUCGCCGUGUGGAGUUCCUAGACGUGGGCUGCGGCUUCGGAGGCUUGCUAGUUUCUCUCGCGCCGAAGUUUCCCGAGACGCUGAUUAUGGGGAUGGAGAUUCGCGAAAAGGUCACGAACUACGUGGGAGAGCGAAUUGUCGCGCUGCGCAAAGAGCAUGCAGCCGCCGGUCUGUACGGAAAUGUCUCGAUUAUUCGCACGAACGUCAUGAAGUUUCUCGUUAACUACUUCCGCAAAGGCCAGCUCACCAAGAUGUUUUUUUGCUUUCCCGAUCCGCACUUCAAGCGAAGCAACUGGCGCCGUCGCAUCAUCAACGCUCCAGUCCUGUCCCUGUACGCUUACGUUCUUCAGCCUGGCGGGCUACUCUACACAGUCACAGACGUCGAGGACCUCCAUCGGUGGAUGCGGAAGUCGUGCUUGCUGCAUCCGCUCUUUGAGGAAGUUCCGCUGACUGACCUGAAAGACGACCCGUGCAUCGCCGCAAUUGAAAGCGACACAGAGGAAGGCAUGAAGGUCAAACGGAUGGGGCAGCCUUGCUACACGUGCGUGUUUCGCCGGCUCCCCGACAGGCCUCUCGAGUGA
This is a messenger RNA of Besnoitia besnoiti, 957 nucleotides long. Its product is annotated as tRNA -methyltransferase family protein. Bases 1 to 957 code for a protein of 318 amino acids. Gene Ontology annotation, biological process: RNA (guanine-N7)-methylation; tRNA methylation. The transcript has 11 exons. NCBI's taxonomy places the organism in Eukaryota, Apicomplexa, Conoidasida, Eucoccidiorida, Sarcocystidae. The record is from RefSeq and is a predicted model, not a curated record. Gene Ontology annotation, cellular component: tRNA methyltransferase complex. Gene Ontology annotation, molecular function: tRNA (guanine(46)-N7)-methyltransferase activity.